AUGUCCCAGGCAUCUACCACACUGGAGAGUGGGGCAUUACUCUCAGGACCCCGGGGUCUUCGGCAUGGCAGCCCAGCUGACAGGAAGGAGAAGGCUGCAGCAAUGCCAGACUCUCCGGCUGAAGUGAAGCCACAGCCCCGGGCCACACCCCCCAGCAUGCCACCCCCACCUCCCACUGCAUCCCAGGGAGCCACACGACCACCCUCCUUCACACCUCACACACAUGGCGAGGAUGGGCCUGCGACGUCUCUGCCCCACGGCCGUUUCCACGGCUGCUUAAAGUGGUCCAUGGUCUGUCUCUUGAUGAACGGCAGCAGCCACUCACCCACAGCCAUCCAUGGUGCCCCAUCUACACCCAAUGGCUUCAGCAAUGGCCCAGCCACCUCAUCUACUGCCUCACUGUCCACACAGCACCUGCCCCCGGCAUGUGGGGCACGGCAGCUCAGCAAGCUCAAGCGUUUCCUCACCACCCUGCAGCAGUUUGGCAGUGACAUCUCGCCUGAGAUUGGGGAGCGUGUACGCACACUGGUGCUGGGGCUGGUGAACUCAACUCUGACGAUUGAAGAAUUUCAUUCCAAGCUCCAAGAAGCCACCAACUUCCCACUGCGGCCAUUCGUCAUCCCCUUUCUGAAGGCUAAUCUUCCACUGCUGCAGCGAGAGCUCCUGCACUGUGCCCGCCUGGCCAAGCAGACGCCUGCCCAAUACCUGGCCCAGCAUGAACAACUGCUUCUGGAUGCCAGUGCCACCUCCCCUGUCGACUCUUCUGAGCUCCUGCUGGAAGUCAAUGAGAAUGGCAAGAGGAGAACACCUGACAGGACCAAAGAGAAUGGGUCAGACCGGGACCCUCUGCACCCCGACCACCUCAGUAAGCGGUCCUGCACCCUGAGCCCUGCCCAGCGCUGCAGUCCCAGCAAUGGGUUGCCCCACCCUACACCACCCCCACCCCCACACUAUCGCCUCGAGGACAUGGCCAUGGCCCACCACUUCCGGGACUCCUACCGACAUCCUGAUCCCCGAGAGCUGCGGGAGCGCCAUCGGCCCCUUGCCAUGCCUGGGUCUCGACAAGAAGAAGUGAUUGACCAUAGGCUCACAGAACGUGAGUGGGCAGAAGAGUGGAAACACCUCAACAGUCUCCUGAAUUGCAUCAUGGAUAUGGUGGAGAAGACACGACGAUCCCUCACUGUGCUGCGCCGGUGCCAGGAGGCUGACCGUGAAGAACUCAACCACUGGAUCCGGUGCUACAGUGACUCCGAGGAAGGGAAGAAGGGCCCCACUCCCACCUCAGCCAGGCCCCUCAACAGCUGCAGUGGCCCUGAGGGGUCUCAGCUAGAUGUGCACCGGGAUUUCAUGCCCAGGACCCUCUCUGGCUAUAUGCCUGAGGAGAUCUGGAGGAAGGCUGAAGAAGCCGUGAAUGAGGUGAAGCGCCAGGCGAUGUCAGAACUACAGAAAGCUGUGUCUGAUGCAGAGCGCAAAGCCCAUGAACUCAUCACCACAGAGCGUGCCAAGAUGGAACGAGCCCUGGCUGAGGCCAAGCGGCAGGCCUCAGAGGAUGCCCUGACUGUCAUCAACCAGCAAGAGGACUCCAGCGAGAGCUGCUGGAACUGUGGACGCAAAGCCAGUGAGACUUGUAGUGGCUGUAAUGCAGCACGCUACUGCGGGUCCUUUUGUCAGCACAAAGACUGGGAGAAGCACCAUCACGUAUGCGGCCAGAGUCUGCAGGGCCCCGCAGCUGCAGUGGCUGACCCACUGCCUGGACAGCCUGAUGCUACUGCUAGCCCCAGUGAAGCCGGCUCAGCAGGGCCCUCUCGCCCCUGCUCUCCGGGCCCACCAGGCCCACUGGACGCUUCUGUGCCCCGCUGACCUCCAGAUCUGAUGCCCAGCCCAUGGACGCCAUGCCCUGCCAAUCUCCUGGCCCCACCUUGGCCCACUAGAUGCCUGGAGCUGGCCAGGUGGAGUCACUGCUGCUACUGCUUCUCUCCAAAAGAAAACACAGAUCCAACAAAACUGCAUCCAUGCAGCCUCAGCUACCUGACAAGGUCUUGCCAGGACCUCCUACAGCCUCUCUUCACAAGCAUCCUCAGAUAUCACUGCGGAGCUACAGACAGUGGCGCUGACAGAGUAUGGCCAGCUCUGCCACUGUCUGUCCCCUCUGUGUCUGUCUCUCUGUUACUGUCUAUCUCUGUUACUGCCUCUUUGUGUUUCUUGAUAUCUUGGUCUCCCUCUGUUUCCCAGCCCUGACUCUCCCUGUGUCUCUGAUCCUCUGUCUUUGUCUCUGAAGCCCACAUGCUUUCUCUGUAAUCAGAGAAACCUAAUUGGUGGCUUUUAUUUUCAGUGAAGAACUUUUGAAGAUUUUGUUUUGUUUUGUUGGCAAACAAAGCUACUUAGAAACGGUCAAAGAACUGUGGGGUUCUCCCCAUUCCUUAUUAGAAAAGGAAGAA
Molecule: messenger RNA, 2438 nt
Organism: Cricetulus griseus (Chinese hamster)
Lineage: Eukaryota; Metazoa; Chordata; Mammalia; Rodentia; Cricetidae
Source: RefSeq, a predicted model, not a curated record